Hibiscus syriacus is the source of this 1168-nucleotide messenger RNA. RefSeq names its product COP9 signalosome complex subunit 6a-like. The transcript is spliced from 9 exons. Gene Ontology annotation, biological process: protein deneddylation. The coding region runs from base 58 to 996 and encodes 312 amino acids. NCBI's taxonomy places the organism in Eukaryota, Viridiplantae, Streptophyta, Magnoliopsida, Malvales, Malvaceae. Gene Ontology annotation, cellular component: COP9 signalosome. The record is from RefSeq and is a predicted model, not a curated record. Gene Ontology annotation, molecular function: metallopeptidase activity; protein binding.
AGCAAAGCAAAGCAUCGACGCAAACUGGGAAAAUACAAUCAAAUUUGAAAUCAAAGAAUGGCGUCAUCGUCGAGCAGCGGCCUAACCUUCAAGCUUCAUCCGCUGGUAAUCGUAAACAUAUCCGAGCACUACACUCGGGUCAAGUCUCAGAUGAACCCUCAUCCACUCACCUCCACCGUCAACGGCGUCGAAAACCAACAGCCAGCCCCUCGAGUCUACGGAUGUGUCAUAGGUGUCCAGAGGGGUCGCACCGUCGAGAUCUUCAACAGCUUCGAGCUUCUCUACGAUCCCUCCACCCACUCCCUCGACCGCUCCUUCCUCGAGAAGAAACAGGAGCUUUAUAAGAAGGUUUUCCCCCAUUUUUACAUUCUUGGAUGGUAUUCCACUGGGAGCGAUGCCCAGGAAUCUGAUAUGCACAUUCAUAAAGCUUUGAUGGAUAUUAAUGAAAGCCCUCUCUAUGUGCUUCUCAAUCCUGCAAUCAAUCCCGCCCAAAAGGAUCUUCCAGUCACCAUUUAUGAAAGUGAACUGCACGUUAUAGAUGGGAUUCCACAACUUAUUUUUGUCCGAUCAAGCUACACAAUUGAGACUGUUGAAGCUGAGAGGAUUUCAGUGGAUCAUGUUGCCCACCUAAAGCCAUCUGAUGGAGGUUCAGCAGCAACUCAAUUGGCUGCUCAUCUUACUGGUAUUCACAGUGCAACCAAGAUGUUGAAUAGCAGAAUUAGGGUGCUUCAUCACUAUCUUGUUGGAAUGCAAAAAGGUGAUAUUCCUUGCGAAAAUUCACUAUUAAGGCAAGUAUCAAGCCUCCUCAGAAGGUUACCUGCCAUCGAAUCAGAAAAAUUUCAAGAUGACUUUCUGAUGGAAUACAAUGAUACCUUGUUGAUUACUUAUCUUGCGAUGUUCACUAACUGCUCAAGCACAAUGAACGAGCUAGUCGACAAAUUCAACACUGCUUACGAUAGGCAUAGUCGAAGGGGUGGACGGACAGCUUUCAUCUAAAUACUGUUAUUGUUUAUUAAUAGGUUGGAUUUUCGUUGGAGAGGAUGGUGGUGGUGUUUGUGUUUGCGGUGUUUUAAAGCCUCUCGAGUAAUGUAAUUUAAUUAAGUACUACUAAUAUGAUACGAGUAGGGAUGUUUCAAAUUCCAAGAGAUGAAUGAAGUGCUUUGCCUUA